Messenger RNA from Aspergillus costaricaensis CBS 115574, 960 nucleotides. RefSeq lists its product as uncharacterized. The record is from RefSeq and is a predicted model, not a curated record. The transcript is spliced from 3 exons. The coding region runs from base 123 to 698 and encodes 191 amino acids. NCBI's taxonomy places the organism in Eukaryota, Fungi, Ascomycota, Eurotiomycetes, Eurotiales, Aspergillaceae.
ACUUCUUCUCCUCCUUCUUCCGCUGCCUUCUUCUUCUUCCCGUCAAUUGCAUCCCAUUGCUACUGUGUCUGCUGAGCUAUAUCGUCUUCUAAAAUUCUCCCCUAGCCAUAACUCAUCUCACAAUGGUUCUCGCACGCCCUCAUAUCCUCCGCACAUCUGCUAGGGCCAUCGGUGCCGGCAUCGGCGUCGCAGCUCGUCGUCCUCCCACACAGCAAUUCGCUCGCAGGGGUUACGCCCAAGCGCAUGACGCUCCCAAGUCCUCCGAUCUACCAUGGCUCAUCGCAUCUCUGGGUCUUGGUGUCCCAACAGCAUUCUACCUGCUUCAGUCCGGACCCAAGAAGACCCCUCAUCACGGCCACGAGGAUCACGGCGCUGGCCACGUCGAGAAGGAGGAGAAGGCCCCUGCGGGUGAAGCUACUCCUCAGCCUGAUCGCGAUGCAGAGCAGAAGACAGAUACGUCUUCCUCUGCGGAGGGUACGCCGUCAACGGACGGAAAGCCGCCCUCGGAUGUAGACCAGCCCUCCAGUCGCAAGGAGACUGGUAAUUCGGCGACCAUCUCUGGCAAGCAGGAGGGUCUCUCUAACACCAACACGGACAACCCGUAUGUGAACGAGCCUGGAAAGAGCGCAAAGGGCGAGGGCGAAACCGAAACCGCCAAGGUGAAGGGGACCGUUUCCCCCGAGCGCCCCCAGGCUUGAUCAAAAGUGACCGUGGGCCAUACAUGUGAAAAGUCCACUUAUGUCUUUGACGAAGGCUACUGUAUUUUAUCGUCCAUGAUCGCGAGCUAGAUCACCAAAGAGUUGCCAAUCUAACUUUUGCGUCUACUACUUUGUAGCGUUAUGUUCCUUUUCCUCCAAGAGUGUGCGGUCUAGGCUGGCAGGGAGGACUCUGCUCAGAUGUGAUAGCUCUGCCGCAGGAGUUACACCAGUGACACAAGAUAUGUGUCUGGAUAGUACGGAG